UGGGCAACGAGGUAUUACCUUAUAUGGAAGAAUGUAGGCUGUAUAGCUGAAUUCGUGGGAAAUGAUGGUCUACUCUAUGGAGUAGGCUAUAGAUCUAUAAUAUAAAUAACUGUUAGAAAUUAGACAUUCAUAUGACCCAAAUACGCUACAUAUGAUAAAAACGACACAUAAAAACAAUUAACUGUAUAUAUAUAUAGUCGAACUCAUUAGUUUACAUUGUGUAGGCAUCCCCGAGGUGAGGGUGUAAUGGUAUGUUCUCAGCGUUCGUGUUCACGGAAGUUCCGACAGCUUCUGCUGUACUUCCGCCUUCGGAUUUAUCAGUGAACACAGAGCGAUGACUGCGACGCUGCGUCCGUACUUGAAUGCGGUGCGUGCUACACUUCAGGCCGCCCUAUGCUUAGAGAAUUUCUCCUCUCAGGUAGUUGAACGCCACAACAAACCUGAAGUCGAGGUUCGGAGCAGCAAAGAGUUGCUGUUGCAGCCAGUCGUCAUCAGCAGAAAUGACAAAGAAAAGGUUCUGAUAGAGGGCUCCAUUAACUCCGUGCGUGUCAGCAUCGCUGUUAAACAGGCUGAUGAGAUCGAGAAGAUCCUCUGCCACAAGUUCAUGCGCUUCAUGAUGAUGAGAGCAGAAAAUUUCUUCAUCCUGCGGAGGAAGCCUGUGGAGGGCUACGACAUUAGCUUUCUCAUCACAAACUUCCACACGGAGCAGAUGUACAAACACAAACUGGUGGAUUUUGUCAUCAACUUCAUGGAGGAGAUUGACAAGGAGAUCAGUGAGAUGAAGCUGUCAGUCAACGCCCGCGCUCGCAUCGUCGCCGAGGAAUUCCUCAAGAACUUCUGAGAAAAGCAAGAGUGUCUGCAGUCCGCGCAAUGGCCAUCUGACGCCCAUCACGGUGGUUACUGAGGGAGAUACUAGGUGCCUCUGAGACAGCAAAGCUACUCUACAAACAACAGACUUGCCAACGAAGGAGCAGGAGAUCGACUCAAAACCUGUUUCAGCAGCAUCAGCGUGAAGAUCCACUGCUGUCCAGUAGCAAAUAAGAGCCAUAAUGUAUACCUUAGUCCCACAGUUCUCUCUCUUCUCUCUACUGUCUCCAGCUCAAGGCUUGUCUGUCAAACCAGUCCAGCACUGUGAUAUAGGUCAGUGUAUUACAGCUUUUACGAACCGUAAUCAUAUGUAACAGAAUGUCAUUCACCCAAAUUAUUGUGAUUCCCUCUCUUCCCACCCAUUUAGGGGUCUGUUGUUACUCAUGAGAUAAGGUACACAUAAGACCAAGUUUGUUUUAGUCCUUCACAGACUUUUUUUCUUUUUUAUAUCAAAGAUAAUAUAUGCAUGUGUACAACGUUCCUUAGUUUAUUUUGUUAUGAUAAUAUGGCACCAUAUCAGGUAUGGAGAUCUAUGGGUAAAAAAUGUCGAGUGUGUGUGUGUGUGUUUGCUUGUGUGUGUGUGUGUGUGAGAGAGAGAGAGAGAUUAAUGCUGAGGUGUAAUGCCUUAGGCCUCUGCACUUUUGGUGCACUCACAUAACGACUGGAUAUUCCAAAAUUCUGAAUCUCUCCUGUUGACCAGUGAAAUCCAGCAUCAGAGCUGUUUGGUCCGAGAGUAAAACUUUGAAUACAAAUGCUAACAUAUUAACACCCCCAUGCUUACUAAUGUAAUGAAUUUUUCAUCGUUUUCUACUUUAUGCAAUAAACGUUUAUGCACAGUAA
Molecule: messenger RNA, 1707 nt
Organism: Clupea harengus (Atlantic herring)
Lineage: Eukaryota; Metazoa; Chordata; Actinopteri; Clupeiformes; Clupeidae
Product: actin-related protein 2/3 complex subunit 4
Biological process (GO): actin filament polymerization; Arp2/3 complex-mediated actin nucleation
Cellular component (GO): Arp2/3 protein complex; actin cytoskeleton
Molecular function (GO): actin filament binding
Source: RefSeq, a predicted model, not a curated record